CACUACAUGAGCAAAUACCUGUUUCCUAUCGUGGUCGCAGAUAGCAAUGAAAUGUAUGAGGGGGCAGAGGACAGUAUAUGUUAACCUCGAGACCGAGCUGUGGCGUUCACCUGUGGGGAGAUACCAUCUACGUUUAUACUAAAGUAAACCACAGUGAUGCGUGAAAUCGAGUCCCAUGCCCUGACAGAGGAACGAUGGUGGAUGUCGUCUAACGUCCAGCUUACAAUGGUCGUAAUCACAAGUAUCGUUUCGGCUUGGAUCCUACAAGAUACACGUGUGAGUAAACAGGGCGAAGCUACUGACGAACUGGGAUGGACUCGCAGAGAACUAGAAUUGGCUUCUGUCAAGCGAGAACAGACUAGUAGCAAACUACAGCAGCAAGGGAUUGAACUGGAGGAGAUGCGUAACGAACUCAAGCGCACUAAUGAAAAGCUAGAGCGAGCUACUAUUGAACUGAAGGAGACUACUGGCGAACUGGGACGGACUCGCAGCGAACUACAAUUGGCUUCUGCCAAACAAGAAGAGACUAGUAGCAAACUACAGCAGCAAGGGAUUGAACUGGAGGAGAGGCGUAACGAACUCAAGCGCACUAAUGAUAAGCUAGAGCGAGCUACUAUUGAGCUGAAGGAGACUACUGGUGAACUGCAGCACACACAUAUAGCACUCAAGUUCACCGCUACAGAACUGGAACGGACCCGUGGCGAACUGCAGCGGACUACUGAUCAACUGCGUCAGGCUACUGGAGAUAUGUGUUGCUAGGACGAUGAGGGUUGCCAGUGACGCGCUGCGCUCCAGUUUAGGCUCUGCUGUGGAACCACGGCUGGAACUGUGCCGUCGCUAGGGUGGUUGUUGCCAUACAAGCAAAAACGUCGGACUGCAUGGCUCGGCAUGCUGCCGCGGGAGCUUACGCCCUUUCGAAAGGGUGUAAGAGUGUUAAACACCCUCCUAAAAGGGUGUUUAAACAAUUGUUUUUUGCGCAAUACACCUUUUUGAAAGGGUGUUACAGUUGAUGCGGUGUAAAAAAGGGUGCCAGCCAUAGGACAAAAAGGUGUAAGCGGUUUAUACCCAAAAGGGUGUUUUUGAAUUUACUGUGUAGUUUUCGUAAAUUUGAAUUUUAAACAUCGCGGUUCACGCCGACGCUGGCACACCUAACGUCAAACCAAGAAAACGUACGCAUAUAUAGAAAAUUCAUCUGGUCAUCCCACUGGGAUGACGUCAUUCGCCCAUGCGAUCAGCGCGCAGAAUGCCGUCACGUGAUCGAGCACUAGAACAGCAACUUGCAGCAAGAACCAACAUUUUUACACCGAUAUACUGUUGUCAUAAUGUCUGGAAAUAAAAAAAUAUGUAUAUACUUCGAAA
Ornithodoros turicata is the source of this 1359-nucleotide messenger RNA. RefSeq names its product adventurous-gliding motility protein Z-like. The record is from RefSeq and is a predicted model, not a curated record. The transcript has 3 exons. The coding region runs from base 157 to 759 and encodes 200 amino acids. Lineage: Eukaryota; Metazoa; Arthropoda; Arachnida; Ixodida; Argasidae.